AUGCCUCCCAAGCAUAGAGACAGUCCAAAACGACUGGUUUACGAACGCCAUGGCUAUUCCUUCGGCGGCCCCUGGGUCAUCCUCCCCAUGAUCAUCGCCCUCCCGCUCCUGACAUGGAGCAUGGGAUUCCUCUGCAACGACGUCUCCGGGUGUCCCGUGCCGUCGCUGCUGCACCCGUCGCAAUUGACGCUCGAUAAGCUGAAGGAAGAGACAGGAUGGGCGGGCUGGUCGAGCUUGUUCAAUUGCGAGGCGUUCGCGCUCACCGUGGGAUAUUACCUCUUGAGUCUGUUUCUCUACGCCAUCAUCCCGGCGAACGAGGUCUCAGGAACGAUGCUGCGUUAUGGCGGGAGGUUGAGGUAUCGAUUCAAUGCUUUCUACUCCGCAUUGGCCACCCUGGCCGGCCUCGCAGCGUACACAGCAUACCACGGCAUCGAAGACGCUCCACUCUGGACCUUCAUCUGGGAGAACUACAUCCCCAUCAUGACCAGCAACAUCAUCCUCUCCAUCAUCUUCGCGACGUACACCUACCUCAAGAGCUUCGGCGUCCGACCACCGGGCAACCCCGAGCGCCGCGAACUGGCCUCCCACGGCCUCACCGGGAACAUGAUCCACGACUGGUUCAUGGGCCGCGAGCUGAACUCCCGAAUCAAGAUCCCGCUGAUUCCUGAGGUGGACAUCAAGACGUGGAUGGAGCUCCGUCCCGGGAUGCUCCUCUGGAUGAUUCUCAACGCCACAUUCGUGAUCCACCAAUACCGAACCUACCACUACAUCUCCUUCAGCAUGCUCUUCUCCGUCGGCACGCAGACUCUCUACGUUAUCGACUCCAUCUUCAUGGAACCCGCCAUCCUCACCACCAUCGACGUCAUCGUCGACGGCUUCGGCUUCAUGCUCUCCUUCGGCGACCUCGUCUGGGUCCCCUUCAUCUUCUCCCUGCAGCCGCGCUACCUGGCUGUGCACCCCGUCACCCUCACCUACCCGCAGAUCGCCCUCAUCUUCGCCACCGAAGCCCUCGGCUAUUAUAUCUUCCGCGCUUCCAACAACGAGAAAAACAUCUUUAGGAACAACCCUGAGGACCCCCGCGUCGCGCAUCUGGAGUACCUUGAGACACGCUCGGGGAGCCGGCUGCUGGUGAGUGGGUGGUGGGGGCGGGCGCGGCAUAUUAACUACUGUGGGGAUUGGAUCCAGUCGUGGGCGUACUGCCUCCCGACGGGGCUGGCGGGGUACGAGAUCGUGCGGAGCGCGGGCGGCGGGACGAGUGUGGAGGUAGGCGAGGCGCGGUAUUGGGGAAUGGUGGUGACGUAUUUCUACCUCGCGUACUUCGCGGUGCUGCUGGUGCAUCGGGAGCGGAGGGACGAUGCGAAGUGCCGGAACAAGUAUGGGGCGGAUUGGGAGGAGUAUUGUCGGCGGGUGCCGUAUCGCAUCAUUCCGUAUGUGUAUUGA
This is a messenger RNA of Eremomyces bilateralis CBS 781.70, 1440 nucleotides long. RefSeq names its product ERG4/ERG24 ergosterol biosynthesis protein. NCBI's taxonomy places the organism in Eukaryota, Fungi, Ascomycota, Dothideomycetes, Eremomycetales, Eremomycetaceae. Gene Ontology annotation, cellular component: endoplasmic reticulum membrane. The transcript is spliced from 3 exons. The record is from RefSeq and is a predicted model, not a curated record. Gene Ontology annotation, biological process: ergosterol biosynthetic process. The coding region runs from base 1 to 1440 and encodes 479 amino acids. Gene Ontology annotation, molecular function: Delta14-sterol reductase activity.